This is a messenger RNA of Salvelinus namaycush (lake trout), 1176 nucleotides long. RefSeq names its product syntaxin-1B-like. Gene Ontology annotation, biological process: intracellular protein transport; exocytic insertion of neurotransmitter receptor to postsynaptic membrane; vesicle fusion. Gene Ontology annotation, cellular component: plasma membrane; endomembrane system; SNARE complex. The record is from RefSeq and is a predicted model, not a curated record. NCBI's taxonomy places the organism in Eukaryota, Metazoa, Chordata, Actinopteri, Salmoniformes, Salmonidae. Bases 1 to 1176 code for a protein of 391 amino acids. Gene Ontology annotation, molecular function: SNAP receptor activity; SNARE binding. The transcript has 11 exons.
AUGUAUACGAAGGGUACGGAGCAACAGAAGACGAACAGCAGAGGGGCUAAUGACUUUGGAGAUAGGAAACGGGCUGAUAAAGCAGGGGGAGAGUUUGCGGGAUUCCACCCGGAGGGACAGAUUCCGGGUGGACAGCCAUACCUUCUGCCCGAGACGAUACCGGGUUGCCGGGGUCCGGUGGCGAUCCGCUUGUCGUCGAUACCUGGAGGUGUUCUUGAGGAUGGCCGAGCGGGCUCUCCUCCAGGCCCAAAAGACAUGGGCAGUAACGGCGGACAGGGGGCGUCUCUCUCUCUCUACGAUGGCUUCUUCCUCUCCAAGUACAGAUGGACUAAGGGUUGGGCUAAGGACAGCGAUGAUGAUGAAGAAGUUGUCCAGGUUGACCGGGAUCACUUCAUGGAUGAGUUCUUCGAACAGGUGGAAGAGAUCCGAGUCUGUAUAGAUAAGCUGUCAGAAGAUGUGGAGCAGGUCAAGAAGCAGCAUAGCGCCAUCCUGGCAGCGCCCAACCCUGACGAAAAGACCAAGCAGGAGUUGGAGGACCUCACAGCUGACAUCAAGAAGACAGCCAAUAAAGUCCGCUCAAAAUUAAAAGCAAUCGAGCAGAGCAUUGAGCAGGAGGAGGGGCUGAACAGAUCAUCUGCAGACCUGCGAAUUCGUAAGACACAGCACUCGACGCUGUCACGCAAGUUUGUAGAGGUGAUGACCGAGUACAACACCACGCAGUCCAAAUACAGGGACCGCUGCAAGGACCGUAUCCAGAGACAGCUGGAGAUCACUGGGAGAACAACCACCAACGAGGAGCUGGAGGAUAUGCUGGAGAGUGGCAAGCUUGCCAUUUUCACUGAUGAUAUCAAGAUGGACUCUCAGAUAGACAAGCAGGCCCUGAAUGAGAUUGAGACCCGACACACCGAGAUCAUCAAGCUGGAGAACAGCAUCCGUGAGCUGCACGACAUGUUUGUGGACAUGGCCAUGCUGGUCGAGAGCCAGGGAGAGAUGAUUGACAGAAUUGAGUACAACGUGGAACACUCCGUGGACUUUGUGGAGCGGGCGGUGUCUGACACCAAGAAGGCUGUCAAAUACCAGAGCCAGGCUCGCAAGAAGAAGCUCAUGAUCAUCGUCUGCUGUACUAUUUUGGGAGUCGUCUUGGCAUCCACUAUCGGCGGAUACCUGGGCUUUUAA